GAUAUACAUCAUUAUUGCCUCUGACUCUACCUGACGCAGCUGAGGCAGUGUGCGAGGGAACCCGCCACAAGCAUCCUGCACCAUGGAGGCGGUCACAGCACCAAAGCCAUGGACAUUAUAUGCAUUAGGACACAGAUCACGGUUUCCUAUUUUAAUGUUCAUUUUAAGCCAAUGUUAUCGGAUAAGAGCAGAUGACGGCGGCAUGGAGGAACUUGCCACGGAGAAAGAGGCAGAGGAAAGUCACAGGCAGGACAGCGUGAAUUUACUUACAUUUAUUUUGCUUUUGACACUCACUAUCCUCACAAUAUGGCUCUUCAAACACAGAAGAGUGCGCUUCCUGCACGAAACCGGACUGGCUAUGAUAUACGGUCUGUUGGUGGGAGUUAUUUUGCGGUAUGGCAUUCCCUCCACCAGCUACCAUAAUAAAACUCCUCCGAGUUGCACCCUGAAGGAAGGUCCUGUCAGCACGGUGCUCCUCAACGUUAGCGGAAAGUUCUUUGAGUACACUCUCAAGGGGGAGAUCAACCUUAGAGAAAUCCACAGUGUGGAGCAGAACGACAUGUUGCGCAAGGUGACCUUUGACCCAGAGGUAUUCUUCAACAUUCUGCUACCUCCCAUCAUAUUCCAUGCCGGAUAUAGCCUCAAAAAGAGACACUUCUUCAGAAACCUAGGAUCCAUUAUAACCUAUGCUUUCCUGGGCACUGCCAUUUCCUGUUUUGUCAUUGGAAACCUCAUGUAUGGGGUGGUGAAACUGAUGCAUGUUUUCGGUCAACUCACUGACAAGUUCUACUACACAGACUGCCUCUUCUUCGGUGCCAUCAUAUCUGCCACAGAUCCAGUCACAGUGCUUGCGAUCUUUAAUGAGCUCCAUGCUGAUGGUGAUCUCUAUGCACUGCUGUUCGGAGAGAGUGUCAUGAACGACGCAGUCUCCAUAGUGCUUUCAUCGUCAAUUGUGGCGUAUCAGCCUGCAGGAGUCAACACACACACAUUUGAUGCCUCUGCCUUCUUCAAAUCGGUGGGUGUCUUCUUGGGCAUCUUCAGUGGCUCUUUCGCCAUGGGAGCAGUCACUGGAGUAGUCACUGCCCUCGUGACAAAAUUCACCAAGCUGCACUGUUUCCCUCUACUGGAGACGGCUCUGUUCUUCCUCAUGUCUUGGAGUACUUUUCUACUGGCUGAAGCAUGUGGAUUCACAGGUGUUGUCGCUGUGCUGUUUUGUGGAAUCACACAGGCUCAUUAUACCUACAACAAUCUCUCGGAGGAGUCGACCAAACGUACUAAACAGUUGUUUGAAGUGCUGCACUUCCUGGCAGAGAACUUCAUCUUCUCGUACAUGGGCCUGGCACUCUUCACCUUCCAGAAUCACGUCUUCAGCCCCAUUUUCAUUGUUGGAGCCUUUAUAGCCAUCUUUAUCGGCCGGGCCUUGAACAUCUACCCCUUGUCUUUCCUGAUUAACCUUGGCCGAAGACACAAAAUCAGUGGAAACUUUCAGCACAUGAUGAUGUUUGCAGGGCUGCGAGGGGCAAUGGCAUUCGCUCUGGCGAUCCGCGACACCGCCACAUACGCGCGACAGAUGAUGUUCACCACAACCCUGCUCAUUGUGUUCUUCACAGUUUGGGUGUUUGGAGGAGGCACCACGCCAAUGCUGUCCUGGCUACAUAUCAGGGUUGGAGAGUCUUCUGCUGCCGAGAAGGAGAGGCUGCGUAGACUGAGGAAUUACAUCAGAGUUGGAGUGGACCCUGAUCAGGAUCUUCAGCAAUGUGGGGACAGCUUCCAGGUCCUUCAGGGAGAUGGAACCCAGUCAGAAGGGCAGAGCAAGACCAAGCAGGAAAGCGCCUGGCUCUUUAGACUUUGGUAUACUUUUGACCACAAUUACCUGAAGCCUAUCCUGACCCAUAGCGGCCCCCCCCUGACCUCCACCCUGCCGGCCUGCUGCGGUCCGCUGGCUCGAUGUCUGACCAGCCCCCAGGCCUAUGAGAACCACGAGCCACUGCGAGACAGUGACUCAGACCUCAUCCUGAACGAAGGAGACCUGACACUGACCUACGGCGACACGGCCAUCACGGCCAACGGAGCCUCGUCCUCCUCCGGCCCCGAAGGAUCAGCCGGGAGCUGGGGCUUGAACGGCAAACGCAGCGACAGCACAUCGGAAGACGCUCUGGAACGAGAACUGGAUACACGUGAACAUGAGCUUUUGAGCCGUGGCACACGUUUAGUUUUCCCCAUCGAGGACCACGCUUGACCCCGCCCCCAAACCUUAAAUCACGCCUCCCUGUGCUUCAUACCUUAACUUUUCUUGCACAUAACUCCAUCUGACCAUUCAUGACCCCUCCAAAGAUUUCAUGCAGUGGGUCUGAAAAAUCAAAGAAACAGAAAGAUGGAGAGCAGGAGGGUUUGCGCUCGGGAUGUAUUUACCAGAAUGGAGGUGGCGUAAUUGAUGAUAUGGCUGACUUUGUGAUUCAUUGUCUCCUCAUGAAAAUGUGACUUGUAGGAGGAAAAAGAAUAUAAAACUGCUGUUAAGAAUGCAUUUCGAAUAGCUUUGGACACUAAAUGUCCUUAUUGCUGUUUUAUAUGAUAAUGGACUGACGCAGAACGGUCUCUGCUGCCCUUAACAUUCACUUUCAUAUGAUCACCACCUGCCACAUAUUAACAUUUUAAGUCAUUAAUUCUUUGUUUUCUGUUAGAAAUGCUGCCACAAACUAGAAAUAAGAUCGACAUAUAUGACUGAGCCAGUUUUUCUUGAAGGGAAGUCAGUUUUUACAUAUAAACAGCCAGUAUUACAUUAGAUGAUCUUUUUUUUUGCAUUAAAAUGCUCACCUCUACCAUCAUGCAAAUGAGUGAGCAGAUCAUAAUGUUUGUAAAUACUGCAGGCCAUACAUUGUUUGACAUGAGUGCAUGUUUAUCUCAUGACUGCAUAUGGGAACCUUGUAAUACUCAACUUUAGUCAGUUGGAGUUUACAUUUUCUGCAAUAUCUUGGUUGUAUGAAAGCCAGGUUUACAUGCUGGUUGUUGUUAAUAUGAAUGUUGAUCUGCACAGACGUGGGACUUUUUUCAUUUUUAACAGCUGGAUGCAACCAGAGUGUAUGAGCCAUGCACUUUAGCUGCAGCUGAGCUGCAGUCCUUGCAUGUAUUGCUGUAUUAUAUUAGAAUAUUAACCACUUGCACACUCUCAGACAGAAUUUAUGCGACGAGGGAUGAUGUAAUCAUCAAGGAGACUUCAUAUAAGAAUCAAAGAGUUCACGUGUGUGGCGUUCAUUUUGCGCCUCCUCACGUUAGAAUGUUCUUGUACGUGGAUCUUUACAUUAUGUAUGAGUUGCUAUAUGGCAGUCGGCGAUUCUGAAAUUAGGAAUCUGUAAUGUUCGGCAUGAUGUUGACCCAGCUGUCUGUUCAUACAGUAUACGGAUGGCCCCGUGCCAUCAACCGCGAACGUGCAUUCCUUCUAUCCUCCGUGUCUAGAAAUGAAUUCUUGUUAAUGAAUAAAUGUCUAAAGUCCAAGCAUUUAGUUAAUAACUAACUUGCAGAUGUUUGAAAUAAGUUAUCAUUCAUUCCAAUUUAUAUUGAACUUCAUAAUAAACUAACCUUGCACUCUUUCCAUGAAAUAACCUUUA
Molecule: messenger RNA, 3605 nt
Organism: Ctenopharyngodon idella (grass carp)
Lineage: Eukaryota; Metazoa; Chordata; Actinopteri; Cypriniformes; Xenocyprididae
Gene: slc9a7
Product: solute carrier family 9 member 7
Exons: 17
Coding region: 83-2239 (718 amino acids)
Biological process (GO): proton transmembrane transport; regulation of pH; sodium ion transport
Cellular component (GO): recycling endosome; membrane
Molecular function (GO): sodium:proton antiporter activity
Source: RefSeq, a predicted model, not a curated record